Panicum virgatum (switchgrass) is the source of this 1203-nucleotide messenger RNA. Its product is annotated as zinc finger BED domain-containing protein RICESLEEPER 2-like. The transcript is spliced from 2 exons. The record is from RefSeq and is a predicted model, not a curated record. The coding region runs from base 117 to 1076 and encodes 319 amino acids. NCBI's taxonomy places the organism in Eukaryota, Viridiplantae, Streptophyta, Magnoliopsida, Poales, Poaceae. Gene Ontology annotation, molecular function: protein dimerization activity; DNA binding.
UCAUAUCUACACCCUCUCGCUUGCAGAGUUUCAAUGCAAUUGUUCAAACAUUGGGCCUCAAAGCAAAGUCAGGUCUAGUCCUAGAUGUUGCACAUCGUUGGAAUUCAACAUUUGACAUGCUACAUGAAGCCCUAAAGUAUAAGACUGCUCUCAAUAGAUUCGCACGAGAAAAUUUCAUGGAUUCUCCACUAGACGAAGACUGGGCAAAAGCUGAAGCGCUCCAUGGGUUUCUCCAAGAGUUCAAUGAGGCAACUAAAGCUUUCUCUGCGGACAGACAUCCCACGGCACACUUCUUCUUGAAGAUGGUGUUGGCUAUUAGACUUGUGUUGCUUGAUGAAGCAUGGAACUCUAAUGAGCUUCUCAACGCAAUAGCCAAUGCUAUGUAUACCAAGUUUCAAAAGUAUUGGGCUCAACCCAAUAUGGUUCUUCUCAUAGCGGCUGUGCUAGAUCCAUCUCAAAAACUGGACUUAAUCAAGUUCUACUUCUACACUAUAGGAGAAAAUGUUGAGGUGAAGAUGAGAGAGCUGAAACAAUACAUGAGGAGGUAUUACUUAGAAUAUGAGAAAAUUGUGAGGUGUCAAAGCUUGCAUGUCUUCAUUCCACCUGAUGAGCAAGAUACAAGUGAGGAUACCUUCAUUUGUUCACCAUCAGGAUCAGGGCAGCUUUGUGGUAAAAGACGAGUAGAGUUUGCAUUUGAGCAAUUUGCAUCUCAAAACUCAAGUGCUCACCCAGAAAGAUCGGAGUUAGAUGCUUACUUGGAGGAUCCUAGAGUGCCCAAAAGAGCGGAUGAUAGUAUCAAUGUUCUAGCCUGGUGGAAGAAGAAUGCAGAUGCCUAUCCAACUUUGUCCCUGAUGGCUAGAGAUUUUCUUGCUAUUCCCGUGAGUACAGUCUCCUCAGAAUCAGCUUUUAGUGCUGCAGGAAGGAUUCUUGGAAAAAAUAGGACAUCACUCUCUCCAGAAACUCUUGAAGCCUUAGUUUGUGCUAAAGAUUGGCUAAUUGGGUUCAAUGAUGAAGAAGAAGGUGAACCAAUGACUGGAAAGAGGAUGUUUGAUUCAGAAGAUUCGGAUGAUGAGUAGGUCUUGACUGAGGUAUCUUCAACGAGCAGCAGCCGCUCCUUCAUUUUCUAUUUUUCAGAUAUUAAUGUAACCGAAGUGGAUGUAAUCUAUUACUAUUACCAUCUAGAUUAGGCAUCAUUAUUAGCUA